AAGAAACGCAUAAAACUAAUUUAUCAUAAAUAUUAAUUCUUCUGUUAACAAAGUGGGUAUAAUGUCAGGUUACAAGCUUAAUAUCGUUUAUUUUGGAAUAUGGAGCGUUCUAAUAAAAACUCUCUUCGUUAACGAAGUUAUAGCACAACAGCGUUGUGGGGCGUUUGAAUGGGAUUGCAAUAACGGUCAGUGUAUAUCGGAAGAUGCGCGAUGCGAUGGUGUAGUUGAUUGUCAGGAUCGCUCAGACGAAAUAGCCGAAAAUUGUAUACAAAGCUAUUCUACCUGUCAUGCGUUUGCUUUCAAAUGCGCCUACGGCGCCUGCAUUACCGGCGGUUAUCGUUGCAAUGGACGUAAAGAUUGCGCAGACAAUUCAGAUGAGCUGAUCUGCGAUACCAAGAAAUUUGAUAAUCUUCAAGGGACUUGUAAAAGUGACAAUGACUUUCAAUGCUCACAAUCAAAGGAAUGCAUCAGCAAGUAUAGUAUAUGUGAUGGAGCAAAAGAUUGCAGUGAUGGUUCGGAUGAAACUUUGGAGCUUUGUGUUGGUUUCGAUUGCCCUGAAAUAGCAUUUCAUUGUGGCUACGGUGCUUGUAUCAAUGGCAAUGCGAAAUGUAACGGCAUCAAGGAGUGUGCCGAUGGUUCCGACGAAGCUUGGGAGCUAUGUGGCUUUCCCAGAUUAGUGGAUAAAGUUAAGGAGCAGCCAACGGAAUCGAGCAAUGAUAACAAUUGUCAAUUACCAGAAAAUAGUCCCCAUCUUGUGGCUUAUUUGCAUCCGCAGAAUCGGACCGUAUCUUUAGGUAGUUGGGUAAAAAAUUAUGAAACCGUUCACUUAGAGUGUUCGAACGGUUAUCGCAUACUAAACGAUGCGAGCCUAAAUUGUCAAAACGGCAAAUGGACGGGAGUGUUUCCUACAUGUGCUCAAUAUUGUGACGGUAACUCAUUACGCGGUUUAUCCACAUUUCAUGUCUGCAUUAAUAACGCUAUGAGCGCCCGACAGUGUCAACGUGUUCAACCAAAUACUGAGGUAAUUAUUAGGUGUAACAUCGGCUACCAAGGUUUCGGUAAUAAUUCACCACUAAUGCGGUGCACAUCUGAUGGUCAGUUCACCGCGGAACGUCCCACUUGUGAUGUUGAGUGCGGAAUUCUGCGGCGGAAUACACAAUUAACGACCCGAGGACUGCCGGUUGAGAAAAGCGAGGUACCCUGGCAAGUGGCCAUUUAUCAAAAACCAGAUAAGGUGAAUUAUAAAUUCAUUUGUGGUGGGUCCAUUAUAUCGCCAAGCGUUAUAGUGACCGCUGCUCAUUGCUUUUGGGAUGCCGUCGUAGAAGACAAAAUGCACGUUGACUUCUUUAAGGUGGCUGCCGGUAAAUAUUACCGCGACUACGAUAUGACUAAGGAUCCAACUGCCCAAACUGCAGAUGUAGCUGAAAUUGUGAUCCCUUCAAGCUUCAGCCACGACAAGGACAAUUUCCUUGGAGAUAUUGCCGUUGUUAAAUUAAAGGAUCACUUUGUCUUUAAUCAAAACAUAUCGGCUGUCUGUUUAAAGAUUGAAGCCGGCGCCGAUCGUUAUAUCACGAGUAAUCAGGUUGGUUCAGUUGUGGGCUAUGCUAGUGCUGACAAUAAAGUUUUACAACGGGUUCCUAUGAAAUCGCUAUCCUACCAUGCAUGCCAAUCAAGGCAUCCGCAAUCGUCUUUAGCUAAUGAUAAAUUUUGCUUGCAAAACGAAGGCGACGCGACCGUAUGUCGUGGCGACAGCGGCGGAGGUUUUGUAAUUUAUAAUUUAAAUACAAGACGUCACGAAUUAUUGGGCAUUAUUAGUUAUACACCCUUCAGUAAUGUCGAAUGCGCUCGCGAUGGAUUUGUAACAGUGACGAAUGUCAAUUAUAUGAGCGACGUAGUGAUGCAGAAAAUGCUUAAGUUCAAGCAAGACGAUAAAGCGUUAUUUUAGAUGUGUAGAAUUGUUUUCUUACUGCUAACUGAAUAAAAAAUUA
Molecule: messenger RNA, 1988 nt
Organism: Glossina fuscipes
Lineage: Eukaryota; Metazoa; Arthropoda; Insecta; Diptera; Glossinidae
Product: modular serine protease-like
Exons: 6
Coding region: 62-1945 (627 amino acids)
Biological process (GO): proteolysis; acrosome reaction
Cellular component (GO): plasma membrane
Molecular function (GO): protein binding; serine-type endopeptidase activity
Source: RefSeq, a predicted model, not a curated record